AUGGCAGAACAGACGCUACUUUCCAAAUUGAACGCUCUUUCUCAAAAAGUGAUACCACCAGCUUCCCCUAGUCAGGCAAGCAUUUUAACGGAAGAGGUGAUACGAAACUGGCCUGAACGAUCAAAAACUCUCUGCUCCGAUUUCACUGCACUGGAGUCAAAUGAUGAAAAGGAAGACUGGUUGAGGACUUUGUUUAUUGAACUGUUUGAUUUCAUAAAUAAAAACGAUGAAAAUUCUCCCCUCAAGCUUUCUGAUGUUGCAUCAUUUACUAAUGAAUUAGUGAAUCAUGAAAGGCAAGUGUCCCAGGCUUCCAUAGUUGGUAAAAUGUUUAUCGCCGUCUCAAGCACUGUUCCAAAUAUAAAUGAUCUAACAACCAUAUCAUUAUGUAAACUAAUACCGUCGUUGCAUGAAGAAUUGUUCAAAUUUAGUUGGAUAUCCUCUAAGCUGCUCAACAAGGAACAAACCACCUUAUUAAGGCAUUUGUUAAAAAAGUCAAAAUACGAACUGAAGAAAUAUAACCUUUUGGUAGAAAAUUCAGUGGGUUAUGGUCAAUUGGUAGCCUUAUUAAUAUUGGCGUAUUAUGAUCCCGACAAUUUUUCCAAAGUGUCCGCAUAUUUGAAAGAAAUCUAUCAUAUUAUGGGGAAAUAUUCCUUGGAUUCUAUUCGUACUUUAGAUGUUAUUUUGAACGUUUCUAGUCAGUUUAUCACUGAAGGGUACAAGUUCUUUAUUGCUCUUUUACGAAAGUCGGAUUCUUGGCCAUCUAGCCAUGUAGCUAACAAUUCCAAUUAUUCUUCUCUUAAUGAAGGCGGUAAUAUGAUUGCAGCAAACAUUAUUUCAUUCAAUUUAUCGCAAUAUAACGAAGAAGUCGAUAAGGAAAACUAUGAACGGUAUAUGGAUAUGUGUUGCAUUUUACUGAAAAAUGGGUUUGUCAAUUUUUAUUCUAUUUGGGAUAACGUUAAACCAGAGAUGGAAUUUCUACAAGAAUAUAUUCAAAACUUAGAAACUGAACUGGAAGAGGAGUCCACUAAAGGCGUAGAAAAUCCCUUGGCUAUGGCAGCUGCUUUGUCCACUGAAAAUGAAACUGACGAAGACAACGCCCUUGUUGUAAAUGAUGAUGUUAAUAUGAAGGAUAAAAUCUCUGAGGAAACAAACGCUGAUAUAGAAUCAAAAGGCAAGCAGAAAACUCAGCAAGAUAUUUUAUUAUUUGGUAAAAUAAAACUCUUGGAACGCUUACUCAUACAUGGUUGCGUUAUUCCCGUGAUACAUGUGUUAAAGCAAUAUCCGAAAGUGUUAUAUGUUAGUGAAUCCUUAUCUAGAUAUUUGGGAAGAGUAUUUGAAUAUCUUUUAAAUCCAUUGUACACAUCAAUGACCUCAUCUGGUGAAUCAAAAGAUAUGGCAACUGCUUUGAUGAUAACCCGUAUAGAUAAUGGUAUUCUAGCCCAUAAGCCAAGGUUGAUCCAUAAAUAUAAAACUCACGAGCCAUUUGAAUCCCUUGAAUUGAAUUCAAGCUACGUCUUCUAUUACAGCGAGUGGAAUUCCAAUUUGACUCCUUUUGCUUCUGUAAAUGAUCUAUUUGAAAACUCGCAUAUCUAUUUAUCUAUCAUAGGACCGUAUUUGGGGAGAAUUCCUACGCUUUUGAGUAAGAUUUCACGUAUUGGGGUAGCUGACAUUCAAAAGAACCACGGUUCUGAGUCUCUGCAUGUUACGAUUGAUAAGUGGAUAGACUAUGUAAGAAAAUUCAUUUUUCCAGCUACCUCGCUAUUGCAGAACAAUCCAAUUGCCACAUCGGAAGUUUACGAACUAAUGAAAUUUUUCCCUUUUGAAAAAAGAUAUUUUAUUUACAACGAAAUGAUGACGAAAUUAUCCCAAGAUAUUCUACCGCUUAAGGUGAGCUUCAAUAAGGCCGAAAGAGAAGCGAAGAGUAUUUUGAAGGCUUUGAGUAUAGAUACAAUCGCAAAAGAGUCCAGGAGAUUUGCCAAAUUAAUCUCUACAAAUCCAUUGGCCUCACUGGUACCAGCAGUUAAGCAGAUUGAAAACUAUGACAAAGUUUCUGAGCUUGUUGUUUACACCACGAAGUACUUUAACGAUUUUGCGUAUGAUGUAUUGCAAUUUGUAUUAUUGUUACGCUUAACUUAUAACAGGCCUGCUGUUCAAUUUGAUGGUGUUAACCAGGCCAUGUGGGUCCAGAGAUUAUCAAUAUUUAUUGCAGGUUUGGCCAAAAAUUGUCCCAAUAUGGAUAUCUCAAAUAUAAUCACCUAUAUUUUAAAGACGUUGCAUAAUGGGAAUAUCAUAGCAGUUUCUAUCCUAAAGGAAUUAAUUAUUACAGUCGGGGGCAUUAGAGACUUAAACGAAGUUAAUAUGAAGCAACUAUUAAUGUUAAACUCAGGAUCACCAUUAAAGCAAUAUGCAAGACAUCUCAUAUAUGAUUUUAGAGAUGAUAAUUCGGUUAUUUCGUCGAGGCUAACCUCAUUUUUCACUGAUCAGAGCGCUAUUUCUGAGAUUAUUCUCCUGUUAUACACUUUAAACCUGAAAGCAAAUACGCAAAAUUCUCAUUACAAAAUUUUAUCCACUAGAUGCGAUGAAAUGAAUACAUUGUUAUGGUCGUUUAUUGAGUUAAUUAAACAUUGUUUGAAAGGGAAAGCAUUUGAAGAGAAUGUUCUCCCAUUUGUAGAAUUGAAUAAUAGGUUCCAUUUAUCGACACCGUGGACUUUCCACAUAUGGAGAGACUACUUGGAUAAUCAAUUGAACUCAAAUGAGAAUUUUUCUAUUGAUGAAUUAAUUGAAGGUGCAGAGUUUAGCGAUGUUGAUUUAACGAAAAUAUCAAAGGAUCUUUUCACUACUUUUUGGAGACUUUCAUUAUACGAUAUCCAUUUCGAUAAAUCACUAUAUGACGAGCGUAAGAAUGCACUAUCCGGAGAAAACACGGGCCACAUGUCAAAUAGAAAAAAACACCUGAUUCAGAAUCAAAUCAAGGAUAUUUUGGUUACUGGAAUUUCGCAUCAAAGAGCCUUCAAGAAAACUUCAGAAUUUAUAUCUGAAAAAUCAAAUGUCUGGAACAAAGACUGCGGGGAAGAUCAAAUUAAGAUAUUCUUGCAGAAUUGUGUUGUGCCAAGGGUUUUAUUUUCUCCUUCAGAUGCUCUCUUCUCUUCGUUUUUUAUCUUUAUGGCUUUUAGGACAGAAAAUUUGAUGUCGAUAUUGAAUACUUGUAUUACAUCAAAUAUUUUAAAAACGUUGCUGUUCUGUUGUACUAGCUCUGAAGCAGGCAAUUUAGGUCUGUUUUUCACUGACGUUCUUAAAAAGCUUGAAAAAAUGAGAUUAAAUGGCGAUUUCAACGACCAAGCUUCUCGAAAGCUUUAUGAAUGGCAUUCAGUAAUUACCGAGCAAGUCAUUGACCUUUUAUCCGAAAAAAAUUACAUGUCAAUUAGAAACGGUAUUGAAUUCAUGAAGCACGUCACUAGUGUCUUCCCUGUAGUGAAAGCUCAUAUCCAGUUGGUUUACACAACUUUAGAGGAAAACUUGAUAAAUGAAGAAAGGGAGGAUAUUAAACUACCAAGCAGCGCAUUGAUUGGCCAUUUGAAAGCGCGUUUGAAGGACGCUUUAGAAUUGGACGAAUUCUGCACCUUAACUGAAGAGGAAGCUGAACAAAAGAGAAUACGUGAAAUGGAAUUAGAAGAGAUCAAAAAUUAUGAAACAGCUUGCCAAAAUGAACAAAAGCAAGUAGCUUUAAGAAAGCAGUUAGAGCUUAAUAAGUCGCAAAGACUUCAAAAUGAUCCACCCAAAAGUGUUGCAAGCGGCAGUGCUGGAUUAAAUAGCAAGGAUAGAUAUACUUAUUCUCGUAAUGAGCCUGUAAUCCCAACAAAACCUUCUAGUAGUCAAUGGUCAUAUUCCAAAGUCACCAGGCACGUCGACGAUAUAAACCAUUAUUUGGCCACGAACCAUUUACAAAAGGCAAUUUCCUUAGUAGAGAACGACGAUGAAACUCGGAAUUUAAGGAAAUUAUCUAAGCAAAAUAUGCCAAUAUUCGACUUUAGAAAUUCGACUUUGGAAAUAUUCGAAAGGUACUUUAGGACACUCAUUCAAAAUCCUCAAAAUCCAGAUUUUGCAGAAAAAAUUGAUUCGCUUAAAAGGUAUAUUAAAAAUAUCUCGCGCGAGCCAUACCCAGAUACGACUAGCUCAUAUUCUGAAGCUGCUGCUCCUGAAUAUACCAAAAGAUCAAGUAGGUACAGCGGAAAUGCUGGAGGCAAAGAUGGUUAUGGUAGUUCCAACUAUAGAGGACCAAGCAAUGAUCGUUCUGCACCCAAAAAUAUUAAGCCAAUCAGUAGUUAUGCACAUAAAAGGUCAGAACUACCAACUAGACCUAGUAAAAGUAAAACAUAUAAUGAUAGAAGUAGGGCACUUAGACCCACAGGUCCGGACAGGGGCGAUGGUUUUGAUCAAAGGGAUAACCGCUUACGUGAAGAGUAUAAGAAAAACAGUUCACAACGUUCACAAUUACGGUUUCCUGAAAAGCCAUUUCAAGAGGGCAAAGACAGCAGCAAAGCCAACCCUUACCAAGCUUCAUCUUACAAGCGCGACUCGCCUUCAGAAAAUGAAGAAAAGCCGAAUAAAAGAUUCAAGAAGGAUGAAACAAUUAGAAACAAAUUUCAAACGCAAGAUUAUAGAAAUACACGAGAUAGCGGUGCUGCCCAUAGAGCCAAUGAAAAUCAAAGGUACAACGGAAAUAGAAAGAGCAAUACUCAGGCGCUUCCGCAAGGUCCCAAGGGUGGGAAUUACGUCAGUAGGUACCAGAGGUAA
This is a messenger RNA of Saccharomyces cerevisiae S288C, 4794 nucleotides long. RefSeq names its product Tho2p (gene THO2). The record is from RefSeq and is marked reviewed. Bases 1 to 4794 code for a protein of 1597 amino acids. Gene Ontology annotation, cellular component: THO complex; nucleus. Lineage: Eukaryota; Fungi; Ascomycota; Saccharomycetes; Saccharomycetales; Saccharomycetaceae. The transcript has a single exon. Gene Ontology annotation, biological process: mRNA processing; mRNA export from nucleus.